Echinococcus granulosus is the source of this 3198-nucleotide messenger RNA. Its product is annotated as Small conductance calcium-activated potassium channel protein. Gene Ontology annotation, cellular component: neuron projection; neuronal cell body; plasma membrane. NCBI's taxonomy places the organism in Eukaryota, Metazoa, Platyhelminthes, Cestoda, Cyclophyllidea, Taeniidae. The record is from RefSeq and is a predicted model, not a curated record. Gene Ontology annotation, molecular function: small conductance calcium-activated potassium channel activity; calmodulin binding. Bases 1 to 3198 code for a protein of 1065 amino acids. The transcript has 12 exons. Gene Ontology annotation, biological process: potassium ion transmembrane transport.
AUGUGUUCUGCGUUCCCUCCGGCCAUCGUCGCGAACCUCGAUACUCGUGGGGCUGUGGCCCUAUUGGCAGCCAGCACCCGGCCUCGCCUCAUUGCCAACAUGCGCAAGAAGACGAAUAAGGCACACUCCUCACAAGAAGAGGUGCCAACUUCUCUCAAGCCCAUCACGUGGGCCAGCAGUUUUGACAGCAGCUGCAACAUCCAUUCUCAGGACGACGACUACUCCCGAAGUGGUCCACCCAAGUGGGAAGAAUCGGCCUGCGUCCCAAUGACAGGCAAACAGCCCGCUCUCAUCAAUCGAAACUCUAAUUAUGGAGGCAGUAUUGCCCAAGAGACAUUAUUGGGGAUCAAAAAUUGCAAGCUGUCAGGUACUGGUGAUACAGAAGAAUUUAUCAAUUUAAACUCCUCUUCUAUAAAUUCAGUGGAACAGGAGACCGGAGAGGACCAAGAGGAUGAUACGCUUAUAGCCUCCACUGAUAUGGCUCGACCCAAACGUCCCUAUUACUGUCAAAAGGCACAAAAGUUUCGUAAUAGCUGGCGCACUCAGUCAGUCGAAAACCCACAGAGUACUAUAGAAGGUAAACUAGUGCGGGAUAGAUCGUUGACCAUGGUGGAGUCUCAAUCUGGUAGUGACACCAAAAGUACUAAUGGAGGUAACACAGAUCGUGGUGCCCAGGUGACUGUCUACUUGACACGCGGUUCAAGAAAUCCUGUAAAAACCAUCCUCGUUAACCACAAUGCCGCCAAUAUAGCAGCAGCGAACGCAGCACGACUUCGUGCUCGAAGACAAAAAACUUUUUCGAAUUGCAAUCAAUGGCGGUCAGUUCAACUCUCCCCCACGCAUGAUGUGGAGACGGAUAAACAAGGGUGGCUGGGAGACGACGAACUUUACAACACCUCCCUUUGCAACAUUCACGAAUCUUAUCCCAACAAUUUGUGCCUGCACAGAACUCCUUGCACGUGUACAAAUAAAAGUCAGCUGUCCUGGAGGAAGAGAAGCCCUUCGCCCUAUUUAACCUCUGUUGCCUCCUCGAUGGAUGUAGCUAAGAUAAAACAACUCACAAAAUCUUCAGAGGUGGUCCCAACGUCAAUUCUGAAACCCCAGGUGUCCCAUCGGACAUCGGAGAGGAAGUCAAGUGAUGAUGACGGCCCCUGUUUGGAACCCAUGUUUGCACUGAGGCAGCGCCGUAUGAGAGCAAUGGCGCGCCAUCAAAGCAACUCCACAUUUCAUAAUGUUGGUUAUCGACUCGGUCGACGGAGGCGGAUGUUUCAGCAUCGGAGUGUGGUGUCCGACUACUCUCUUGCCUUUGCGGUGUUGGGAAUACUCCUCAUGAUUGUGGAAAAUGAGCUCACCUCAGGUCAAGUUGUCACCAAGGACUCCAUUUGGUCGCUAAUGCUGAAGUCGCUGAUAACAUGCUCAACGCUGGCCCUAAUCGGACUUAUCGUCCUCUACCACAUUAUUGUUGUUAGGGUUGCCGAGGCAUAUCCGCGAGCGCGGUACGCGGGUCCAAGUCGUUUAUGGCGGAUGAAUCACGCCACGGAUUCUGCAUCUGGAUGUCAGAGCAGUUUCGACUCAAGUCAAACCAAGCCGACGAAAACAUCUAACAAAGCCGUGAGCUUCCUUGCCAAAGACGGUAUCGUUAAUAAUGACGCGGUUGUACUGAUACUCUCCUUCGACGACUGCAUAGAGGACUGGCAAAUAGCAUGGGAUCGCUCAAGGGUGGCGAAGUUGGUCAUAGAGAUCCUCGUGUGCGCAAUCCACCCAGUGCCAGGCAAUUUCACCUUCAGCUGGCCCUCCUCCUAUUACCUCUUUGGGAGCAACAUUCUCUUAUCCUGCGCUCACUGCAAGAACGGCACCUUGGAUCCCAGUCUUCUCACCUCUGGGGCCUCUGUACCCCGGGUCAGCGCUAUCUCGGGAAGUCCGCACGUUAUCUUUCCCUCUAACAAAGUGGUCUCCAUCGACAUCAUCCUCUCCCUCCCCAUGUUCCUCCGCCUCUAUCUCAUCUUCCGCGUAGUAGUGCUACAUUCGAAACUCUUUACCGACACGGGCUCGCGCAGUAUUGGGGCCAUGAACAAGGUGGAUUUCACCACACAGUUUGUCUUCAAGACAUUUAUGACCAUCUGUCCUGGCACCGUGCUCGUCGCUUUCAUCCUUGGGUUUUGGGCUGUUCUUGCGUGGAUGCUAAGAGCUUGUGAACGGUAUCUUGGCGUUCCCUUCUUACUGCCCUAUUUCCUUCUCAGCGUUCAAGAUCCGGUCUUUGGAAAUCUCUUCAAUUCCAUGUGGCUCGUCGCCGUGACUUUUCUGAGCAUAGGCUACGGAGACGUUGUUGCAAAUACCUAUUGUGGUCGCGCGAUUUCUAUUGUUGCGGGAGUUUUGGGUUCACUCUGCACUGCGCUUGUUGUGGCCGUAUUUGCUAAACGACUGGAACUCUCCAGGGCGGAAAAACACGUUAUUCACUUCAUGAUGGAAAGUACACUUACGAAGCAGAUGAAGUAUUAUGCAGCAAAUGUCCUGCGAGAGACCUGGUUGAUCUACAAGUACACCAAAUUGGUGAAAAAGCUCAACGCUUCUACAAUCAGGAAACACCAACGAAAAUUUCUCCGCGCGAUACAUGGUCUCCGACAUGUGAAGUUAGAACAGAGGAAGCUACAGGAUAAUGCAAACACUUUGAUUGAUUUGGCCAAGACCCAAUCUAUAAUAAACGAUACUGUAUCGGAGAUGCGAAUUCAACACACGCGACUCCAAAUUCGUUUGGAAGCGAUCGAGGAAUCUUUGGUGCGUAUUCAGGAGCAAUUCACCACACUGCCGAUCAUCCUGAAAUACAUUCGGAUGCAGACGCGCAAUUCGAGUUGCUCCAACCAGAAGAGUGAGGACCGCAUGGAUUUGGAGGAGUGCUGCACGAAUCAAGGUACAACCAAUCCAUACAUGCGCUACCGACAGACUUCCUCUCGAAUCUUUAAUCAUCAGGGUUCCAGGGCGACGACAAUCCGCUGUGACGACAGCGACCUUGUCAUUCACAAUUCGGCUGCUCAACUCCUUACCAACGAUAGGCUGGAGGCUGCGGCACAGUCGGCCGUCUCCUUUGAGUCCACCCAGUCCCACAAACCGCCCAGUUACGCUCGUGAUUGCCUUGACGUUGAACCCGUCCAACGAGCCAUUAGCGAGCCCCUCACCUCCUUCCUCGCCGCCGUCCGAUAA